Messenger RNA from Psilocybe cubensis, 942 nucleotides. RefSeq lists its product as uncharacterized. Gene Ontology annotation, molecular function: arginase activity; manganese ion binding. The record is from RefSeq and is a predicted model, not a curated record. The coding region runs from base 1 to 942 and encodes 313 amino acids. Gene Ontology annotation, cellular component: cytoplasm; cytosol; nucleus. The transcript is spliced from 9 exons. Lineage: Eukaryota; Fungi; Basidiomycota; Agaricomycetes; Agaricales; Agrocybaceae.
AUGGCAUCUCAAUCGCGCUUCAUCCCCGAACCAAAAACCCUAGCAAUCGUCGGUUGUCCUUUCAGUCCCGAUUUCAAGCCAAAGGCAGGAGUAGAUCAGGGACCCAUCCAUCUCGUUGAAGCUGGCCUCAUCGGUCAAUUGGAAAACCUAGGGUGGAAAGUAGUUUUCGACGGUCACCACCAGUUCGAAGAAAUCAAUGCCCUCCACGAUCCACCCAUUGGUAUUCUCAAGAAUCCGAGGCUCGUGUCUCGGGUCACCCAAUCCGUUGCCCAGGUAGUCGGUGAGCAUGCCGCCAAGGGGCAGCUGCCUGUAACUCUUGGUGGGGACCAUUCAUUGGCGAUGGGAACAAUCUCAGGGACACUCUCAAAAUACCCCGACGCAUGUGUUGUAUGGAUCGACGCCCACGCGGAUAUAAAUACCGUCGAUUCUACAGAAUCUGGAAAUAUACAUGGCAUGCCCGUUUCGUUCCUUCUUGGAAUUGGGUCCAAAGUGGAAGAGUUUUCAUGGGUCAAACCUAUCUUGAAAGCCAACCGACUUGUUUACAUUGGUCUACGAGAUGUUGAUGCUGGUGAAAAGAAGAUACUACGAGAUAACAACAUCAAGGCUUUUAGUAUGCACGAAGUUGAUAAGUAUGGCAUCGGGAAGGUUGUUGAAAUGGCUUUGGAUCAUGUCAACCCGGGAAGAGACAAGCCUAUUCACUUGAGCUUUGAUGUGGAUGCUUUGGAUCCUAGUGUUGCUCCAUCCACUGGCACCCCAGUUCGAGGAGGAUUAACUUUUCGUGAAGGACACUACAUAUGUGAGGCUAUUUACGAGACCGGGUUGCUUGUCGGCCUUGAUUUGAUGGAAGUAAACCCGUCGCUUGCCGACCAAGCGAGCGUAGAACAGACGGUGGCAGUAGGAUGCUCCCUGUUGCGAUCUGCUCUAGGCGAAACCCUCCUCUGA